This is a messenger RNA of Poecile atricapillus (Black-capped chickadee), 3943 nucleotides long. RefSeq lists its product as uncharacterized. The transcript has 5 exons. The coding region runs from base 2854 to 3849 and encodes 331 amino acids. The record is from RefSeq and is a predicted model, not a curated record. Lineage: Eukaryota; Metazoa; Chordata; Aves; Passeriformes; Paridae.
GGAAAACGCGGGGCAACUGGAGUCAGCGUGGGGCAGCCUGGAUUGGCACCAUCAGUGUGGGUCAGCAGGGGUCAGUACAGGUCAGUGUGGGUCAGUACAGGUCAGUGUGGGUCAGUGUGGGUCAGUACAGGUCAGUGUGGGUCAGUACAGGUCAGUACAGGUCAGUGUGGGACAGUACAGGUCAGUACAGGUCAGUGUGGGUCAGUACAGGUCAGUGCGGGUCAGUACAGGUCAGUACAGGUCAGUGCGGGACAGUACAGGUCAGUACAGGUCAGUGUGGAUUGGUACCGGUCAGUGUGAGUUAGUACAGGUCAGUGUGGACUGGUACCAGUCAGUGUGGGUCAGUACAGGUCAGUGUGGAUUGGUACUGGUCAGUGUGGGUCAGUACAGAUCAGUGUGGGUCAGUACAGGUCAGUGUGGAUUGGUACUGGUCAGUGUGGGUCAGUACAGGUCAGUGUGGGCCAGCAGGGGUCAGUACAGGUCAGUGUGGACUGGUACCAGUCAGUGUGGGUCAGUACAGGUCAGUACAGAUCAGUGUGGGUCAGCACAGGUCAGUGUGGAUCGGUACCAGUCAGUGUGGGUCAGUACAGGUCAGUGUGGGUCAGUACAGGUCAGUGUGGGUCAGUACAGGUCAGUACAGUUCAGUGUGGGUCAGUGUGGGUCAGUACAGGUCAGAGUGGGUCAGUGUGGGUCAGUACAGGUCAGUGUGGGUCAGCACAGGUCAGUGUGGGUCAGCACAGGUCAGUGUGGGUCAGUACAGGUCAGUGUGGGUCAGUACAGGUCAGUACAGGUCAGUGUGGGUCAGUACAGGUCAGUACAGGUCAGUGUGGGUCAGCAGGGGUCAGUACAGGUCAGUGUGGGUCAGUGUGGGUCAGUACAGGUCAGUGUGGAUCAAUAUAGGUCAGUACAGGUCAGUGUGGGUCAGUACAGGUCAGUGUGGAUCAAUAUAGGUCAGUACAGGUCAGUGCGGGACAGUACAGGUCAGUACAGGUCAGUGUGGGUCAGUGUGGGUCAGUACAGGUCAGUGUGGGUCAGUGUGGGUCAGUACAGGUCAGUGUGGGUCAGUGUGGGUCAGUACAGGUCAGUGUGGGUCAGUGUGGGUCAGUACAGGUCAGUGUGGGUCAGUACAGGUCACUGUGGGUCAGCAGGGGUCAGUACAGGUCAGUGUGGGUCAGUACAGGUCAGUGUGGGUCAGUACAGGUCAGCAGGGGUCAGUACCAGUCAGUGUGGGUCAAUAUAGGUCAGUGUGGGUCAGUACAGGUCAGUGUGGGUCAGCAGAGGUCAGUGUGGGUCAGUACAGGUCAGUACAGGUCAGUGUGGGUCAGUGUGGGUUAGUACAGGUCAGUGUGGGUCAGUGUGGGUCAGUACAGGUCAGUGUGGGUCAGUGUGGGUCAGUACCGGUCAGUGUGGGUCAGCAGGGGUCAGUACAGGUCAGUGUGGGUCAGUACAGGUCAGUGUGGGUCAGUGUGGGUCAGUACAGGUCAGUGUGGGUCAGCAGGGGUCAGUACAGGUCAGUGUGGGUCAGUGUGGGUCAGUACAGGUCAGUGUGGGUCAGCAGGGGUCAGUACCGGUCAGUGUGGGUCAAUAUACGUCAGUGUGGGUCAAUAUAGGUCAAUACAGGUCAAUAUGGUUCAAUAGGGGCCACCAUACAUCGAUACUGGUCAGUGUGUGUUAAAAGGGGUCAACAUGGAUCAAUACAGGUCAAUGUGGGUCAGCAUGGAUCAAUACAGGUCAGUGUGGGCCAACAUGGAUCAGUGUGGGUCAGCAUGGAUCAAAAUGGAUCAACGUGGGCCAACAUGGAUCAAUACAGGUCAAUGUGGCCCAAUAUGGAUCAAUACAGGUCAACAUGGGCCAAUAUGGAUCAAUACAGGUCAACAUGGGCCAACAUGGAUCAAUACAGGUCAACAUGGGCCAACAUGGAUCAGUACAGGUCAACAUGGGCCAACAUGGAUCAAUACAGGUCAAUGUGGGCCAAUAUGGAUCAAUGUGGGUCAACAUGGAUCAAUAUCAGUCAACGUGGGUCAACAUGGAUCAGUGUGGGUCAACAUGGAUCGAUACAGGUCAACAUGAUCCCAAAAUGGAUCAAUGUGGAUGGAUCAAUCAAAUGAUCAAUCAAUGGAUCAAUCAAAAUGGAUCAACAGAGGUCAGUGUGGGCCAACAUGGAUCAAUACAGCUCAAUGUGGGCCAAAAAAGAUCAAUACAGGUCAAAAUGAGCCCAAAACAGAUCAACUUAGGUCAACAUGGAUCAGUAUGGGCUUCCAUGGACCAAAAUGGAUCAGUGUGGGUCAACAUGGAUCAAUACAGGUCAACAUGAUCCCAAAAUGGAUCAAUGUGGAUGGAUCAAUCAAAUGAUCAAUCAAUGGAUCAAUCAAAAUGGAUCAACACAGGUCAGUGUGGGCCAACAUGGAUUGAUACAAGUCAAUGUGACCCCAAAAUGGAUCAGUGUGGGUGAACAUGGAUCAAUAAAGGUCAGUGUGGGUCAACAUGGAUCAAUGUGGGUCAGCAUGGGCCAAAAUGGAUCAGUGUGGGUCAAUAUGGAUCAAUACAGGUCAACAUGACCCCAAAACGGAUUGACAUGGUUCAAAUGAGCCCAAAAUAGAUCAGUGUGGGUCAAGAUGGAUCAAUAAAGGUCAAUGUGGGUCAACAUGGAUCAAUACAGGUCAGUGUGGGCCAAAAUGGAUCACUGUGGGUCAGCAUGGGCCAAAAUGGAUCAAUGUGGGCCAACAUGGAUCAGUGUGGGCUUCCAUGGACCAAAAUGGGUCAGUGUGGGUCAACAUGGAUCAAUAAAGGUCAAUGUGGGUCAAAAUGGAUUGAUACAGAUCAAUGUGGGUCAACAUGGAUCAAUAAAGGUCAAUGUGGGCCAAAAUGCAUCAAAGUGGGUCAAAUGAGCCCAAAAUGGAUCAAUGUAGGUCAACAUGGAUCAAUAAAGGUCAAUGUGGGUCAAAAUGGAUCGAUACAGAUCAAUGUGGGUCAACAUGGAUCAAUAAAGGUCAAUGUGGGUCAAAAUGGAUCAAUACAGGUCAACGUGGGCUGACAUGGGUCAAUACAGGUCAGCAUGGGCCAAAAUGGAUCAAUGUGGGCCAACAUGGAUCGAUACAGGCCAACAUGACCCCAAAAUGGAUCAGUGUGGGUCAUCAUGGAUCAGUAUGGGCUUCCAUGGACCGAAAUGGAUCAGUGUGGGUCAAGAUGGAUCAAUACAGGUCAAUGUGGGCCAAAAUGGAUCACUGUGGGUCAGCAUGGGCCAAAAUGGAUCAAUGUGGAUCAAUGUGGGUCAACAUGGAUCAAUACAGGUCAGCGUGGGCCAAAAUGGAUCAAUGUGGGUCAUCAUGGAUCAGUGUGGGUCAAGAUGGAUCAAUACAGGUCAAUGUGGGCCAAAACAGAUCAAUGUGGGUCAUCAUGGAUCAGUGUGGGCUUCCAUGGACCAAAAUGGAUCAGUGUGGGUCAACAUGGAUCAAUACAGGUCAAUGUGGGCCAAAAUGGAUCAAUACAGGUCAACAUGAGCCCAAAACAGAUCAACUUAGGUCAACAUGGAUCAGUAUGGGCUUCCAUGGACCAAAAUGGAUCAGUGUGGGUCAACAUGGAUCAAUACAGGUCCAUGUGGGCCAACAUGGAUCAAUACAGGUCCAUGUGGGUCACCAGGGGUCAACAUGGAUUGGAACAGGCCAACAGGCUCAACAUGGGCCAACAUGGGCCAACGCGUGCCAAGAUGGAUCAGUCCAGGUCAAGUAUGGGCCAACAUGGACCAAUACUGGCCAACAUCGAUCAAUCCUGGUCAACAUGGAUCAAGAUGGGCCAACAUGGAUCAAUACUGGCCAACAUGGAUCAAGAUGGGCCAACAUGGAUCAAUAGUGGCCAACAUGGAUCAAUACUGGCCAACAUGGAUCAAGAUGGGCCAACAUGGAUCAAUACUGGCCAACAUGGAUCAAUCCUGGCCAACAUGGAU